This is a messenger RNA of Dipodomys ordii (Ord's kangaroo rat), 2181 nucleotides long. It is a transcript of the gene Tmc7, whose product is annotated as transmembrane channel-like 7. Gene Ontology annotation, molecular function: mechanosensitive monoatomic ion channel activity. The coding region runs from base 1 to 2181 and encodes 726 amino acids. Gene Ontology annotation, cellular component: plasma membrane. Lineage: Eukaryota; Metazoa; Chordata; Mammalia; Rodentia; Heteromyidae. The transcript has 16 exons. The record is from RefSeq and is a predicted model, not a curated record.
AUGAGCGAGUCCAGCGUCGGGGAGCUCCCGGCCCGCAGGCCUAGCCGACAGCUGGCCACACACCAAGAGAACCUCUCUGUGGAUUCCAGUUGCUUCUCCUCUCCACCUGUGAACUUCCUUCAAGAAUUGCCCAGUUACCGGUCGGCCACACGCCGGAGAACCACCGUCCUUGCCCGGGAUAAGCAGAGUAGCAUAUUGCUGAAGCCAUCAGACUCUUACAGCUCUCAACGAGAGGGAGAAAUCACAGAAAACCUCAACACGCAGUCCAUCCGGAAGUAUGCACUGAACAUCUCCGAGAAGCGGCGGCUGAGGGACAUUCAGGAGACACAAAUGCAGUACUUAUCGGAGUGGGACCAGUGGAAGCGGUACAGCAGCAAGUCUUGGAAGCGAUUCCUGGAGAAGGCUCACGAGAUGACAGACCACCUGGAGCUGUGGCGGAAAGACAUCCGCAGCAUCGAAGGGAAGUUUGGCACUGGGAUUCGGUCUUAUUUCUCCUUCUUGCGCUUCCUGGUGUUGCUGAAUUCGGUGAUAUUUCUCAUCAUUUUUACGCUGGUUUUGCUCCCGGUCUUGCUCACCAAGUACAAAGUCACCAACAGCACCUUUGUGCUCAUUCCAUUCAACGACAUUGACAUGGAGUGUACUGUCUACCCUGUGAGCAGUUCCGGACUCAUUUACUUCUACAGCUACGCCAUAGACCUGCUUUCCGGCACUGGUUUCUUGGAAGGGACCAGCCUCUUCUACGGACACUACACCAUUGAUGGGGUGAAAUUCCAGAACUUCACCUAUGACCUGCCUCUCGCUUAUUUGAUCAGCACAAUCGCCUACCUGGCCCUGAGCCUCCUUUGGAUCGUGAAAAGGUCGGUGGAGGGGUUCAAAAUCAACCUGAUUCGGAGUGAGGAGCACUUCCAGAGUUACUGCAACAAGAUCUUCGCAGGCUGGGACUUCUGCAUCACCAGCCACAGCACGGCCAGCCUGAGGCACAGCAGCCUACGGUACGAGCUCCGGGCAGACCUGGAAGAAGAAAGAAUCCGGCAGAAAAUAGCAGAGAGGACCUCAGAGGAGACGAUCCGCAUCUAUUCUCUGAGGCUGGUGUUGAACGGCCUCGUGCUGGCUGUGUUGUCCGUGUGCUUUUAUGCCAUUUAUGUGGCUACUACCUUCUCCCAAGAGCACAUGAAAAAAGAAAUCGACAAGAUGGUCUUUGGCGAGAACCUGGUGAUAUCCUACCUGCCGUCUAUUGUGAUCACACUGGCCAAUUUCAUCACCCCCAUCAUCUUCUCUAAAAUCAUCCGCUACGAGGAUUACUCCCCAGGCUUUGAGGUCCGGCUCACCAUCCUCAGGUGCGUCUUCAUGCGCCUGGCCACCAUCUGUGUGUUGGUCUUCACGCUGGGCUCCAAGAUCACAUCCUGUGGGGACGAUGCUUGCGAACUCUGUGGCUACAACCAGAAGCUCUACCCGUGCUGGGAGACCCAAGUGGGGCAAGAGAUGUACAAGCUCAUGGUCUUCGACUUCAUCAUCAUCAUGGCUGUGACGCUGUUUGUGGAUUUCCCUAGAAAGCUCCUGGUGACCUACUGCUCCUCCUCGAAGCUGAUCCAGUGCUGGGGGCAGCAGGAGUUUGCCAUCCCGGACAAUGUGCUGGGGAUCGUGUACGGACAGACCAUUUGCUGGAUCGGAGCCUUCUUCUCCCCACUGCUCCCUGCCGUCGCCACCCUGAAGUUCAUCAUCAUCUUCUACGUGAAGAAGUUGAGCCUUCUCUACACCUGCAGACCAUCUCCCAGGCAGUUCCGAGCAUCUAACUCGAAUUUCUUCUUCCUGUUGGUGUUGCUGAUUGGCCUGUGUUUGGCUGUCAUACCUCUGACCAUCAGCAUGUCCCGCAUCCCUUCCUCGAAAGCCUGUGGGCCGUUCACCAACUUCAAUACCACCUGGGAUGUCAUCCCCAAGAUGGUGAGCACCUUCCCCAGCUCGCUGCAGUCCCUGGUCCGGGCCAUCACGUCGGAAGCCUUCGCGGUGCCCUUCUUCAUGAUCAUCUGUCUCAUUAUGUUCUACUUCAUCGCCUUGGCUGGAGCACACAAGCGGGUGGUGGACCAGCUCCGGGAGCAACUGUCCCUGGAAGGUCGUGACAAACGCUAUCUGAUCCAGAAACUAACAGAAGCUCAAAGGGACAUGAGAAGCCAGCCGCUCUGA